ACACUAAUAUGAUUCCGUCUCUGUUUAUUUGUUUCCUUGCUGUUUAUUGAUUGUCCCACGUAUUGACCGGUGGGUUCAUUUCAGAAGUCCCCCCCCCCCUCCCCUCCCACACUUCUUACCCCCACACACACGCGCGUACACACCCGACCCCCUGGAGAGCCAGCCCGCCGCUGACCACCCGCGUCCUUUUUGUUGUCGUUGCAGAACAUCCAGGGAAUGACGGGCACCCCGAUGGUGGCGGCCAGCCCGGAGCGGCACGACGGCGGCCUCCAGGCCAACCCGGUGGAGGUGCAGAGCUACCAGCCGCCCUGGAAGGUCCUCAGCGACUUCGCCCUGCAGAGCGACAUCGACCAGCCGGCCUUCCAGCAGCUGGUGAGCUUCUCGGAAGGAGGACCGGGUUCCAACUCGACGGGCAGCGAGGUGGCGUCCAUGUCGUCCCAGCUUCCAGACACGCCGAACAGCAUGGUGUCCAGCCCCAUCGAGGCCUAGAGCCCUCCCCAGCAGCACCGACCCCCCCCUCCCCCCGCCACAAGACCCCCUCCCCUGGUUGUAUUUGGACACUGUGAAGACAAUCAUGGGAUUUUACCACGCGCAGCGGCAUUCUGAAGAGGUCCGUGCGGGGAAGGACACGGACUAAGCGGACGCGUCCUCGUGGCCGGUUGCUGCACGCGCACACGCCUGGUUACAGGUUGCCAAAACGAGAAAGACACCAAUAAACGGACCUCUGUCCGGGAGAUACAUCCAAGCCCCGCGCUGUUUGCGCUCUAGACUCUGAAAGACAAACUGUGAUACUUUUCUUCUUCAUUGGACACAUGCACUUCAGACCGGAAGUGGACCGCGCUGCUCCUCUUCUCCUUCAUCCAAUUUCUCCAUUAGGUCCCAUGACCCGACUACUAAAAGCAUUUGCAACAAGGUAUACCUCUAUUUUGCCACAAGCUUCGUGGGACAUUCGUGUGAAUACGUUUCCGUCCGAGAAAUAUUGUUUUUUUUCUUCCCAAAGAUGUGUAUAAUUAAUCAUAAGUUAUAAAAAAACAAAAAAAAACGUUAGCUCUGGAAGAAAAUGUUUCGUUUGUUCCGUGCAACAAAAGCUAUUUAUUAAUUUAUUGUCAACGAAAAAUUUGCCACCUUUUGUGUAAACUUUCUUAACUGAAGUAAAA
Messenger RNA from Pungitius pungitius (ninespine stickleback), 1157 nucleotides. It is a transcript of the gene isl1a, whose product is annotated as ISL LIM homeobox 1a. Gene Ontology annotation, cellular component: nucleus. The coding region runs from base 217 to 489 and encodes 90 amino acids. NCBI's taxonomy places the organism in Eukaryota, Metazoa, Chordata, Actinopteri, Perciformes, Gasterosteidae. Gene Ontology annotation, molecular function: DNA-binding transcription factor activity, RNA polymerase II-specific; cis-regulatory region sequence-specific DNA binding. The record is from RefSeq and is a predicted model, not a curated record. The transcript has 2 exons. Gene Ontology annotation, biological process: neuron fate specification; axonogenesis; positive regulation of transcription by RNA polymerase II.